This is a messenger RNA of Aspergillus clavatus NRRL 1, 792 nucleotides long. Its product is annotated as dihydrodipicolinate synthase family protein. The transcript has a single exon. Bases 1 to 792 code for a protein of 263 amino acids. Gene Ontology annotation, molecular function: 4-hydroxy-tetrahydrodipicolinate synthase activity. The record is from RefSeq and is a predicted model, not a curated record. Lineage: Eukaryota; Fungi; Ascomycota; Eurotiomycetes; Eurotiales; Aspergillaceae.
AUGACCUCUCAACCCCACGUCCCCAAACCCGGCGUCUGGUGUCCAACCGUAACAUUCUUCAACCAUAACACCGACACCCUCGACCUCCCCGCCCAGAAGAAGUACUACGCCUACCUCUCGCAAACCGGCUUGACUGGCCUCGUCAUUCUUGGCACAAACUCCGAGGCCUUCCUACUCACCCGUGACGAGCGCGCCGAGCUCAUUGCCGCGGCUCGCGAGGCCGUCGGCCCCAGCUUUCCGCUCAUGGCCGGCGUAGGCGCGCACUCAACCAAGCAAACGCUCGAGUUCGCAGCGGACGCCGCCGCGGCGGGUGCGGACUAUCUGCUCGUCUUGCCGCCCGCCUACUUCGGCAAAGCAACGACGAUGGGCGUCGUGAAGCGGUUCUUCGUUGACGUGGCGCGCCGGGCGCCGCUGCCGGUCGUGAUCUACAACUUCCCCGGGGUGUGCAACGGGGUCGACAUCGACUCGGAGACAAUGACGGCGAUCGUGAGGGAGUCGGCGGCUGCCAGCCCCGAUGGGGUCUCCAAUGUCGUCGGGGUCAAGCUUACAUGUGCGUCUGUGGGAAAGAUCACGCGGCUGGCGGCGACGUUCCCGCGCGAGGAGUUUGCGGUGUUUGGUGGUCAGUCGGACUUCCUGAUCGGGGGUCUGAGUGUAGGCUCUGCGGGGUGCAUUGCGGCCUUUGCGAAUGUGUUUCCACGGACUGCAUCGAGGGUGUUUGACUUGUAUACAGCUGGGAAGGUUGCGGAGGCUAUGGAGUUGCAGCGCAAGGCGGCGCUGGCGGAGUCCGUGUAA